This is a messenger RNA of Lachancea dasiensis, 4038 nucleotides long. The record is from the annotation of a GenBank genome assembly. NCBI's taxonomy places the organism in Eukaryota, Fungi, Ascomycota, Saccharomycetes, Saccharomycetales, Saccharomycetaceae.
AUGGUCGAUAUGGCCUCGCAACGGCCCAGCCCUCAUUUAAUAAAAUCAUCAUCGUCAAGUGAAGAAUAUUUGUCACGAAAUAGGCCUAACACAGUGCUUUCUACCUCAUUUGUCUCGGCGCGCAAACUUGAUGAGGCACCGUCUUCACCAUUGAGCCCUCAGAACACGAGACGUAAGAGAAGUGGCACUGUCAAGACUAUCAACAAUUUGAAACAUGACAUUCAUCAUGUGCAGCAGGAUUUGGCACGGUUACGGAGGUCAAAGGAAGAUGUGGAAAAACGUCGUGAAUCGGCGACGAAUGACAUAUACCCUGGAAAUUACUCACAGGAACAUCUACAACGACACUCUAUGGCUUUACAAAGCAAGGACCAACUGCGAAAACUUGACCAGCAGAUUAAAAAGUCAGGCGAUUUGCUUUCUACACUCCGAAGGCGCUUAGAUAGUACCAGUUCAUCUGCGUCAGGUGAAACGCGGUUUAAUGCAAUCCCAAGACCUCAGUUUUUUGUUCGCAAGUCUCAGGCUACUUCUGAGAGUGCCUUGGCCAAUGACAGCGUGACAGAGGAGGAGGAGGUAGACGAGGAAUUUCUGUCCGACUCACCUUCAGACAGUGGCGACACCUCUGCCGAAUUCUAUAGUGGGGCUCAAACAAAAUCUCACUCUCACUCUUCCUCACCGCGCAACCCGGCUGGUCGGGACGCAAAAGUGAGUAAAGAACAUGCUACCUGGCUCGUGAGCGACUAUCUGCAAAGUUUACAAGACACCAAUUCGGAUAGGAGUUUCAUUCUGAGUAAGGCUAACGACCUGGUCACUCUUUUAGAGCAAAACCCCACGAUUAAAUUCGAUCUCGUUUUGCCUGCCUUUUCCAGCACCAUACAACAACUGCUUUUGAGUGAAGACGAAGUAACGGUAUCUGCCGCCUACCGUAUUUGCAGAUAUCUUAUAACAGGUCCCGAGUUUAUACAGGAGCUUCGCAAAUUAUAUCUAGAGGCUUUUGUUAUAGCAUCAUUAACUAAAGCAGGUCAGUCGCACACGGAGCGGCUUCAAGCAUUCAAGUUGGUUCGUUCAUUUUUGGAAUACGACAUGGGUUUAUCCGUGGGGCUUACUCAGUCGGUGAUUAGCUGUAUUGAGAAUACCGAUGAUCCUUUGAGAGAUUUGGCUAUGGAGACUUUGCUAGAACUGUGUUACUUGAAGCCAGCACUCGUACAUCGCUGUAAUGGAAUACAGGUUUUGCAGAACUUUGUUGCUGAGAACCCAGCCUCAGCUAUAUCAUCAUUUGUCCUCGAUGCGCUCCUUGAUUUGAUGACUUUCCCCGACACCAGAAAGUACUUUGUCAAUUGCUUUGAUAUAUCGGUGACACUAGCGACCUUAUCUGAUAGCCAUGUGAAACUGAAUACGAGCACUGAAAAGCUGCAGAGCAGCAUCAGUUUGAUUUCAAAAUGUCUUAAAAACUACAAUGGCCUUAUAAUUUUUUCCGCCAACAACUUUCAGCGCUUUCGAGAGCUGCUGGCCUUCUUCCGAUCUCCUACGUUGGCAAGGUACUUGAUUGACCUUUUCCUUGACGUGCUAAGAAUUAAGCCUCUGCCGUAUAUGGAUAAAAAAAAGGCACCUCUUGGAUUCAAACCGGUUCCUUCUCAGUUUCAAGUUGAAAUUAUGCCAAUUAAUCAAUAUGUGGGGCUUUUGGCUAUAAUUCUUUUCAAAUUGAAUUUCGUGACUUAUCUUAUUCCUCUUGUAGGCCAAAGAGGUGACGUUAAGAAAGAUCCAACUUUGGCUGCCAAAGCUCGAUACCUCAUCACGGAAUAUUCGAGUGUUUCUGUGAACUUAGCGGGCUUGAGACCAAGUGCACCAUCUAAUUUACACUUCCCCGAGAAAAUGACAGUUGAGGCGGUCUUAUAUCAAGCUUUCCAAUACGAAAGGAUGACAAAGAGACUGAAUCGAAAUAGAAAUACCAUUGGAAUGACAGGACUAGACUCAAAUCAUGGCAUUAUGGAAUUUUCCGAGAGAUCGAAGCAUAAAGCUCUUAUAAGCAAUAUUGACGAGGUUAGAUUCAAGAGAAUGGUGUAUGACACCAAAGUUUUACAGACAAAAGAUUUUACUUUGUGGAACUGGGGAACUUUAUCAGAUCUCAUCGAGGGCCCCCUUUUAAACCCAAGAAGACUAGAGGAAUUAGCCAAGGGCACCAAAUUUUUUCGUCGGCUACUAGUUUUUUACCGUCCAAUGAGGUAUCGCUUUUCAAGAAUUCGCUCCACCUCACGCUUAGCAGCUAGGUGCGUGCACGUAGGAUGCCAGUUGUUCAAGACUCUAACGGCUACCUCCGAAGGUAUGCGUAUUUUAUAUGACGACACGAAGUUGCUCCCUCAAAUGGCAUCGCUACUUUUCAAAGCGAUGGAAGGUCAGCUGGCAGGUAAUGUUUUUUCUGAAGACUCCCUAUCAAAUACAGUUUGUUCGGGCUAUUUCAAGUUUUUAGGUACACUCUCUGAUUCCUCAAGAGGCUGUGCAGUGCUAGAAAAGUGGAGUGUUUUCACUGUGAUUUACAAAAUGUUCCAGCGAACUUCCACACUUUCUACUGCUUAUCUGCUUCGCAUCCUUCCUGAAUUGAGCAUCAUUCACUCCAACCACUCUCGAACUAUUUUAGGUAAGGCACUUGUUCACCCAUUAGCAGACGUGCGGGUUGAGGCUACGAAUCAACUUGGAAUUAAGUUGCAAAGCCUUUUAUCUGAAGCCAAACUUGGUAGAAGCUUGGGUGAGCUCGAAAGGUUUUUGAUUGAACUAUUAAUACGCCAGCUGUACGAUUUAUCUUCCACAGUGGUUGCAGCUGCGGACAAGAUACUAUACGAUUAUUGUGCCUUGCAAGACUGGCCUCCUAACGUAGAUACCCCGCGCCACCAUCUCCUCAAUCAACUGGUUUUCAUCAGAUCCCCUAUUUUGCUGGAAUUCUUGAAAACACCCGCUGGUUUCAAGCAAUUGAAUGAGAUCGGUUUCUUAGCUAGUGAACGAGAGAAGUGGCUCCGGACUAAGAACAUGGAAUACGUUCCCAGAGUAGAAGCUUUCAUUCAGCAUGAAAUGAUGGCAUUUCCAAAUGCCGUCGAGUCCAAUUCUAUCCCUAAGAGGAAGUUGCCGAUGCAUUUUUGUGGCAGUUUAGCGAGUACCGAAGAGGGCAUCAAUUUGAUUUCCCAGAUGGGCGAUUUUGUCGCAAUUGUCAAUACUAUCAAAAAGUACAGGCAUGACGGAUAUUUAAGUGCAAGUGUCGAGCAGCAUUCCGAAGUAAAAGCAGCUCUGUGGUGUUGUGGUUAUAUCGGUUCGACAGCACAGGGGAUAAACCUUCUUGAUGCCUAUUCCAUUGGUGGUGACAUUGUGUGUAUCAGCAUCAUGGCCCAGUCUACUUCGGUUAAGUUCACAGCAUUCUAUGUCCUUGGAUUAAUUGCUAGCACAGAAGAAGGAUGUGAGAUUCUAGACGAACUGGGGUGGGACUGCAGUUUGGACGUACAGGAAGAACCCGUGGGCUUGGCAUUUCCCAGAGAUGUGGAACAAUUUCUGCAAUUUCGAGACGGGGGCGAGGCACGCGAAUUUCUCUCCAGUCCCAGUCAAGAUGAUAUGGAAUCGGAAGAAUCUAUUGCAUUCGAACUACCAAACAUGGAUCUUGACAGAUUAUUGAACAGCAAAGCCAAGAUCGAGAACACUACAGAUGACCAUGAAGGGGAAUUUCAGGCCGAAGUAGACCGCCAAACUCGUGUUUUGCAGAUGUAUCAACCGCCUAUCAAGCGACCCAACGAUACCGACACAGCGGACAAAGUUACGAGAGCUGCAAGCAGAUUGAAUAAUCAUAUAUUUUCGAGUGCUGCGGUUAAAGAGAUAACUGAAUUGAAGUCAACCUAUGGCGCCGCUCGCUUUGAAACUGUCGAUGUAUUGUCCAAAGUGCUUGAACUUAUGGAACAGUAUCGCUUCAAGCCCCAAGCGCGCAAAAUUUUAUGCGAGAACUUUUUAAACAGAAGCUCGUUUGAAGCGGUUAUCAAAAAGGACAAGAAAAAGUCUCGCAGGUAA